Stereum hirsutum FP-91666 SS1 is the source of this 1250-nucleotide messenger RNA. RefSeq lists its product as uncharacterized. NCBI's taxonomy places the organism in Eukaryota, Fungi, Basidiomycota, Agaricomycetes, Russulales, Stereaceae. The record is from RefSeq and is a predicted model, not a curated record. The transcript has 3 exons. The annotation marks the transcript as partial.
AUGAUCUCUCGCUGCCAGUCGUUCCAUGAUCAUGCACAAGAAAUCGAACAGGACAUGCUCUAUGAUCCGCCUUGUUAGUAGACUUGGUAGCAUAGGAGAAAGGAACCCUGGAGGGUCUGUGGAGUAUGAAGGGUUGAGGCGCGAUAGCACCUCGACCCGUAGUUCGAGCUAGACCCAAAGGUUUUCGCCCUUUUCUAUCAAAACUUCGUUACUCAUCAUGUAGUCUGUCUCCCAACCUCGUGUAUAUAGGACUUACCAGAGAUGGUUUCCUACAAGGACAGAGUAUUCUCGGAAAUUCCCGGAUUUAUACUUUCGACGCUUCUUGCCAGGGCAGGCCAGCCUGACUCGCCAAACUUCGUCCGGUUCUCUCAGAGUGUAAUCCUGCAUGUCGUCGCCCCAAGUGAUGGAUCCUAUAUCUGCGACAUACACAAAUCCUGACGCCCAUCGUCGCGAUUUAGAAGCUGAGGAAACGCGCCUCUGUCUCGCCUUGCAGUCUGUUCGAGCUCGUAUCAACAAUCUCGCCACCGUUAACACGCUUCCGCCUGAAACUCUCAUUCAGAUCUUCGCAGACAUCGCGUUUAUCGACUUCCCAUUUGUCGACAAGAACCGGCACAUCCCCGCCAAUCUCGGAUGGAUUCGAACCAUUACGCACGUCUGCCAACGCUGGCGGCAUACCGCUCUCGCAGCUCCCUUGUUCUGGACGAAUAUAUGAACAUCCCUUGGCCCACGAUGGGCUGAGGAGAUGUUUCAACGCUCUCGAAAUAUACCCGUGUCUCUCUCCUGGACCGUUGCCGAAGGUUCCACAGCAACGCCACUUGAUGAAUACCUACACGCCCAAUUAUCCCAAUCCAACGUGUUUGCAAACGUACGCAGUCUGAACAUGACUGGGAACGUAUACAUGAUCCCACUUUUGGUGCACCCAGCCUCGGCAUUGGAGGAGUUCUCUCUCCACAACUACAUUGAAUGGGUCGAUCUGCCUGCACAUGUCUUCGGUGAUUCUGCACCUAAACUACGGACACUAUACCUGUAUCAGUGUAGUGUCCCAUGGGGGUCAGAAGUCCUCAAUAACCUCACUCACUUCACGAUCGUCUAUCCUUCCUGCUAUCCAGACGCGUCCGGGGCGCCCGUCUAUGACGAUGAAGAAGACCACCCCACCCAUGCACAGCUAUUAGCAUUUCUUCGCAAUGCCCCAUCGCUGGAAUUGAUUUCGCUGUCGCACGCUCUACCGGUCGUCAGUAAGGACGCAUCGC